Heterotrigona itama is the source of this 1460-nucleotide messenger RNA. NCBI's taxonomy places the organism in Eukaryota, Metazoa, Arthropoda, Insecta, Hymenoptera, Apidae. The record is from the annotation of a GenBank genome assembly.
UCUCUCUCUCUUUCUCUCUCGUCGAGCCGUGUCAUCCCCCUUUUAAUCGUAAUCGGUAUCGGUUAAGUACCGGUCAAUUUCUCUUCUUUGUCGCAUGAUUACGUGCCUUUCUUUCCUCUCUUUUGUUGCUGCCAAUUGAGGCAAUUGGACACGACAAAGAGAAGAGAAAGGCUAGAAGGAGAUAAAGGACGGAAAUUCUGAAGGGUGAUUCUGACCUUGGCGCGACGAGUGCCAAUGUUCGAUACGGAGAAAUUUAUCGAGGAGAUCGAGAAACGGCCGGCGAUUUACGAUGUGAAUCGCAGCGAGUACAACGACCGUAAUGCCAAGAUGACCGCGUGGGACGAGGUCUGCCAGGUGAUGGUACCGAAUUGGGCGCGCUUGACGGACGAGGAGAGAAACGUAGAAGAGAAAAAUUUACGGGGAAAGUGGAGAAAUAUCCGUGACUAUUUCAUGAAAGAACUGAAGCUUCAGAAAUCCCAGAAAUUGGGGCCAGCUGGUCGGAAGCGUAAGAAAUACAUGUAUUUCGAUCAGUUGUUGUUCCUUAUGCCAACGGUGGAGAACAAACGGAAUGCCGGCACUACGUUAAGUAAUUGCAAAUCUGAGGAAAGCGAGGGCGAAAUGGACAAUCCGGUAAUCGAAGAAUACGAUGUACCAUUGGCCCACGCCGCUCCCUCCAUUGCGACCGGCAGGGAAUAUCUACAACCGAGCGCAUCCUAUAAAAUGUGCCCCCGUUAUCCAAAGCAGCUUUGCGAGACGUCGUUCACGUCCUUCGAUAAUGAAAUUCACGAUAUCUUGUCGUCGCACAGUAGCCAACGCGUCGCGUACGACGAGGAUGACUACGACAAAAUGUUUCUGCUCUCCUUAUUGCCGAUCAUUCGACAAGUACCAGAAGAGAAGAAACUCGACGUCCGGAUACAGAUGCAACAAGUCUUGGCGCUAGCGCUUCGCCCUCCGGACAGCAUGCAAUGAUAAAUUCCAAUCAUUCGACAAUUUAUUAAUCAAAGCGUUAUGAAACAGGUCACGUGAGUAUGCUAGUCCACGCGGAAAAUUGUGCCUCUUAAUUAAUCGUUAGCAACGAUGAUUAAAAGGCAAUCGAUCUAAUAUCACGGAUAAGAUAUUUUUGAACUUUGGAACUAUAGCACUACGGAGUCACGAUAGAUUGCACUUUGAUUCGUGUUCGUUCUAAUAAUGACUGAUUACAUGAUAGAUAUAUAGACGAUAAAUCGUGUCGUAAACGUAACGAAACUGUUCGAAGAGAACGUUUCGAACGUAGGCCUUUGAAACGAAAGAAAGAAAAGAACCAUGACUUAACCGAUUACCUAUGACAUCGAGUACCUAUAUCUGUGAUAUUACCCGAGAAAAACUACUUUUGACAGUUGCAAAACCGAGAAUAGAAUCUAUAACGCUUCCUACUUUAGUAUAGGAGGCGCGAUAUAGUUUUUUUUUUCUUUUUUCUUUUU